AUGAUUUAUCAAUACAGUGAAAAAGUCAUCAUUAUUUUAGCAUCGGCCCUUUUAGCUUUAAUAUUUUGUGUCAAAAAGUUACAUAGCUUGUACCUCAGUAAUAAAUGGAACUGUCAGGAAGUUUUAAGGAUUAAACACGAUUACUUCGGUAUCCAAAAUGCCAAAAAAUUAUUUGCAUACAGAAAUGAAGGACGUGAUUUACAAAUGCAAAGAAAUUUAUUCAUUGAUUAUAAUACUGAAACUUUAAGACAAACCUUAUUAGGUAAAGAUUUGAUUUAUACUUGUAGUAUAGAAAACAUCAAGGCUGUGGUUAACCAUCAAUUUGAAGAUUUCUCCAUUGGUUAUAGACAUGAAGCUUUUAAGCCACUUUUAGGGGACGGUAUUUUUGCAACCGAAGGACCAAAAUGGAAAAUUGCGAAAACCGUAUUAAGACCUCAAUUCACUAGAGAUCAAAUAUCUGAUUUACACAACUUAGAAAUUCAUGUGAAGAACUUUGCUGCCAGAAUCAGAGAAUUCAAAGGAGAAAAAUUUGAUGUUCAGGACUUAGUGUUGAAAUUAACUUUAGAUGCAUCAACCGAUUUCUUAUUUAAUGAAAGUGUGGGUUCAUUAACUUCUCAAGAUUAUGUUUCUGGUGGUUAUACCUUUGAAGAAGCUUUCAACAAAGUCCAAAAGUAUAUCUUUGCUAGAGGUUUAUUACAAAGUUUGUAUUGGAUUUACAAUCCCAAGGAUUUCAGAGAAUGUCUUGAUGUAAUUCACACAUUCACCCAUUCUUUUGUUGAGAAAGCUUUAAAGAUGACUUCUUCAGAAAUUGAGGAUAAAAUCGCUAAAAGUGGUGGUUAUGUUUUCAUAUAUGAAUUGGUUAAAAUCACCAGAGACCCAAAAAUUUUACAUGAUCAUUUAUUAAACAUUAUGUUAGCUGGUAGAAAUACUACUUCAGCUUUAAUUUCUUCAUUAAUCUUGGAAUUAGCUAGAAAUCCUCAAGUUUAUGAAAAAUUGAAAAAUGAAGUUUAUUUACAUUUUGGUGAUAAUGAAAAUUGUGAUCUUGAUAGUAUUAAUAUCGAUACCAUGAAAAAAUGUAAUUACUUACGUCAUGUUGUCAAUGAAGGAUUAAGAUUAUAUCCAUCUGUUCCUCAAAAUUAUCGUUGUGCCAAAAAGAAUACCACUUUACCUACUGGAGGUGGUGCUGAUGGUAGCAAAAAAGUAUUUAUUGAAAAAGGUCAAGUUGUAUUUAUGUCAUUUUAUUCUUUACAAAGAUCUGAAAGAUUUUACGGUAAAGACGCUAAUGAAUUUAAUCCUGAUAGAUGGGAAAGCAUCAAAAAUCCUGGAGGUUUUAUGCCAUUCUUAUCAGGGCCAAGAAUUUGUCUUGGUCAACAAUUUGCUAUUACUGAAGCUUCGUACAUUAUCUUGAGAUUUUGUCAAUUAUUCCCUAAUUUAAAAUCUUUUGAAACUGAAUACCCCCCAAGAAUCCUGGCUAAUGCUACCAUGAAACUUAGGGAUGGUGUUUUUGUAUCAUGUUCUUAG
Messenger RNA from Yamadazyma jaroonii, 1521 nucleotides. Lineage: Eukaryota; Fungi; Ascomycota; Pichiomycetes; Serinales; Debaryomycetaceae. The record is from the annotation of a GenBank genome assembly.